AUGAAACUGACGGUGCCUUUGGAGCCCAAGUUGCACACGGCAGCGAGAGCUCUUGGAACCGGUUACACUCCGAGGUCGGAGACCCCGAAGGACGUGGUCGAUCAGGCUGACGGCCUGGCAGUUGCGGCUGAGAAGUUCUCCAGUCGUCUUCGAGAAGCUAGCAAUCUCAGAUGGAGCGGCAAGCCCACAGUGCCGAUCUCGCCGAAACUAGCUCAUAUGAGGAGCCGGUCGAGACCAAUGGGCACGGUGAGCCGCAUACGGCAGACUGCAGCUCCCGGUGCCGGUUCACUGCGUAAUAGCUCUCGUGACACUGAGACCAGCGCGGCAUCGACGGAUGGGCGAGACCAUGAGGGUGACGAUGGACCUCGAGCGGUCGAGAGUCUUGCUGUUGAGAAAGCUUCAGCAAUCGAUUGCGAGAGAGCAGCGGAAGUCGAUGGACUGGCCGGCCCACAGCUUAUCGUGGGUUGUGAUCAGAGACAUCCUGGGCUCAAUCAGAGUGCUGUAGAGUUCGAGAGGUUCACGAGGCAUCCACUUGGCCCUGGUACUCCCAGCCACUCCCAAGACACGCCAAGGGUUGGUACCACACUGAGAGAGGAGGUGGGCUCUUUCGCCAAGCCUUGGGCCAAGACAGAUGUGGCCGAAUUCGGCGACUUUCCCUCUUCUUAG
Molecule: messenger RNA, 666 nt
Organism: Perkinsus marinus ATCC 50983
Lineage: Eukaryota; Perkinsozoa; Perkinsida; Perkinsidae
Exons: 7
Coding region: 1-666 (221 amino acids)
Source: RefSeq, a predicted model, not a curated record